Molecule: messenger RNA, 2949 nt
Organism: Dama dama (fallow deer)
Lineage: Eukaryota; Metazoa; Chordata; Mammalia; Artiodactyla; Cervidae
Gene: IL17RE
Product: interleukin 17 receptor E
Exons: 17
Coding region: 428-2614 (728 amino acids)
Molecular function (GO): interleukin-17 receptor activity
Source: RefSeq, a predicted model, not a curated record
GCAGACUGUACUGAUUAGUGGAUCCUUGAAGCUGGAAGCCCUUUGGCAGAAGAGCUAGAAGAACUGGCCAGUGGGUAGUCAGAAAGCUACUCUGUAAUCCUGAGUCAGCCAGUGCUCAGUCACCUCCGUCUCCGGCACCCAGUGCACAGAAGUGCUUGAUAGCUCUGUCAGCCCUCUGAGAGGAUGAAGCGUUUGUCCAGGGGAGAUCCAAGUCCAGGAGCUGCAAAGGGGCGGGUCCCAUCUACAGGGUGUUGCAGGAGUAGGAGGGGUUAAGUACAUGCAACCUGCCAUCCAUCCCCCUAGCCCUGUACCCGCCUCUUUCCUGUUAUUUCUUUGCCAGAGCAAGAGCCCCCUUGCCCUCUAGGUAGGGGAGCAGCGGGGUUUUCUGAGGGGCAGAUGUCCCCCAGUCCCUGUGCUUGGGGAAGGAAUGUGGCCUGGCUGGCUGGUUGGGAUCGAGGAGGAGCUCUGGGGCAGGGCGGGGCAGGGGCAGGCUGAGGCGAGGGCUCCUGCUGGCACCGCACUCCCAGCUGCUGCGCAGCAAGCUGGCCCAGGCCCCGUCGCCCACUUUCGGGCUGUGCAGCCAUGCACUGGGCGCCGUGACCCCACGGAAGCCCAUGGGGAGCCCCAGACUGGCAGCCCUGCUCCUGCCUCUCCUCCAGCUGCUCACUGGCCUGUCUGCCUCCGCUGGGAUUGGCUGCCCCCUCCUUCCCCGCUGGAGAACCUGCGGUCUGCUGGCCUCACGCAUGGUAAGCGGGCCCUGUGCUUUCAGGAUGGCAGUUUCACUGGAAGGUCUGCCCAGAUUCCUCACCACACCCAGCCGGCCCCUCCCCUCCCCCCAAAGCCUUGGCGCGCCUGGUGGUGCCACUGUCCCCACUGCUGGUGCCUGCAUCUGGGGUCAGGCCCCUCGGGUCUUCAGUGGGGUUGGCUCCACCUCCUAGUGCAGAAAUCCAAAAAGUCUUACAAGUUCUGGUUCUGUAGGAGACACAGGAUGCCAGCGUCUGCUCAGAGGAAGUUGCUGAGUAGCUGCUGCCUGUCUGAGAAGGGUCAUCACAACUCCAGCCCCUCCCCGGAUACCUACCACAAGGGACUGCGCUCCAAAAGAACCCAGCCUGUGGAUCCAGAGGCAGGGGAAGGUCUCUCCAGAUCUAACUCACAAAAGCUUGGAGGACCUGAGUUCUCCUUUGACUUGCUGCCUGAGACAAAGGCUAUUCAAGUGACCAUUCCUCCAGGCCCAGAGGUCAGUGUGCGUCUUUGCCACCAGUGGGCACUGGAGUGUGAGGACCUGAGCCAUCUCUUCAAUGCCCAGAAAAUUGUGCCUGGGGGUCGCACUGUAGACCUGCCUUAUGAAUUCCUUCUGCCCUGUCUGUGCAUCGAGGCAUCCUACCUGCAAGAGGACACCGUGAGGCGCAAAAAAUGUCCCUUCCAGGGCCAGCCUGAAGCCUAUGACUCGGACUUCUGGGAGUCAAUGAACUUCACUGACCACAGCCAGCAUAAUCAGAUGGUCAUGGCCGUGACACUCCGCUGCCCACUGAAGCUGGAGGCCUCCCUGUGCCAGAGGCGGGGCUGGCCCACCCUCUGCGAAGACCUCCCCAAUGCCACGGCUCGAGAGUCAGAGGGGUGGUAUGUCGUGGAGAAAGUGGACUUGCAUCCCCAGCUCUGCUUCAAGUUCUCUUUUGGAAACAGCAGCCACAUUGAAUGCCCCCACCGGACAUUCGCAGUCCCAUCCUGGAAUGUGAGCAUGGAUACACAGGCCCAGCAGGUGGUCCUCCGCUUCUCUUCAAGGACGCAUGUCACCUUCAGUGCUGCCUGGAGCCACCCAGGCUCGGGGCAGGACAGCAUGGUGCCCCCUGUGUACAGCGUCAGCCAGACUCAGGGCUCAACCCCAGUGACCCUAGACCUCAUCAUUCCCUUCCUGAGGCCUGGAGGCUGUGUCCUGGUGUGGAGGUCAGAUGUCCAGUUUGCCUGGAAGCGCCUCUUGUGUCCAGAUGCCUCUCACAGACGCCUGGGGCUCCUGAUCCUGGCGCUGCUGGCCUUCACCACCCUACUGGGAGUUGUUUUGGUUCUCACGUGCCGGCGCCCUCUGUCAGGCCCGGGCCGAGCGCGGCCGGUGCUGCUGCUGCACGUGGCAGAGUCUGAGGCGCAGCGGCGCCUGGUGGGAGCACUUGCUGAACUGCUGCGGGCCGCGCUGGGCGGCGGGCGCGACGUGAUCGUGGACCUUUGGGAGGGCACACGGGUGGCGCGCGUGGGCCCCCUGCCGUGGCUCUGGGCGGCGCGGGCGCGUGUGGCGCGGGAGCGGGGCGCCGUGGUUCUUCUGUGGAGCAGCGCCGGCCCCAGCCCCACCGGCGGCCCGGAUCCUCGCGCUGUGCCCCUGCGCGCCCUGCUCCGCGCCACCCCGCGCCCGCUGCUGUUGCUGGUUUACUUUAGUCGUCUCUGCGCCAAGGGCGACAUUCCCCCGCCCCUGCGCGCCCUGCCCCGCUACCGCCUGCUGCACGACCUGCCGCGCCUGCUGCGCGCCCUGGACGCUCGGACCUCAGCUGAAGCCACCACCCGGGGCCGCGUGGAGCUGUGCCGCAGGCUGGAACUGGAGGCCGCCAAACUUGCCGACCAAGGCUGAACAGAACUCAGCGCAGUCGGGAUGUCUGUGGCUGCGGGCGUAGGGGAGCUGGCUGGAACCCCCUCACUCGGCGUUCCCGCUUGCUCCCCACGUCCCCCCGUGUCCAACCUCUUCCUCCUGCUCAUGCUUCCUCAGAACCCUCAGGGAGAGUCUCUCUUUACUGAGAACUCCCUUGACCUCAGUCCUGCGGUGGGUGGGGAUCAUCACACUUCCUCUCUCCAGAAGUUCCAGAGAAUCGUGCACGUAGGCUCCAGUCCACACCGGAGAGGUUGGGACAGGGCUUGGGGAGGCAGAAGAGAUGGCAUUUCUGACUGGGAGGCGCCUCCAGACGGCGU